Tupaia belangeri chinensis (Chinese tree shrew) is the source of this 1876-nucleotide messenger RNA. It is a transcript of the gene DLL3, whose product is annotated as delta like canonical Notch ligand 3. Gene Ontology annotation, biological process: Notch signaling pathway; multicellular organism development. Gene Ontology annotation, molecular function: calcium ion binding. The coding region runs from base 1 to 1662 and encodes 553 amino acids. Lineage: Eukaryota; Metazoa; Chordata; Mammalia; Scandentia; Tupaiidae. The record is from RefSeq and is a predicted model, not a curated record. Gene Ontology annotation, cellular component: membrane. The transcript has 11 exons.
AUGUGGCAAGAGGGUCACAGAUGUCAGCCUCUGGAGCUGGCAGCCAAACGGACAGCCCAGCUGCGGCCCGAGGGGGAGGGGCGCGGCCGCCGGGCAGAUGGCGGCAUUUACAUACAGCUGGGCCCCUCGGAGCCGCACGGUCCGGGGGCACCGCGGUCCCCCUGCAGCGCCCGGGGCCCCUGUCGCCUCUUCUUUAGGAUCUGCUUGAAGCCUGGAGUCUCAGAGGAGGCCACCGAGUCCCUCUGCGCCCUGGGCGCGGCGCUGAGUGCGCGCGGACCAGUCUACACUGAGCAGUCUCCCGGAUUGUCAGCGCCGGACCUGCAGCUGCCGGGCAGCCUCAUGCGCGUGCCCUUCCGGGACACUUGGCCGGGGGCCUUCUCUCUCAUCAUUGAAACCUGGAGAGAGGAGUUAGGAGAGCAGGGCCCGCCUGGAGCCUGCCGCUCGCGCGGCGCCCCCUCGCGGUGCGGUCCGGGACUGCGCCCCUGCGAGCCGGUGGAGAACCAGUGCGUGGAGAAGCCGCCUGCGUGUCGAGCAGGCUGCAGCCCAGAGCAUGGCUUCUGUGAGCAGCCCAAUGAAUGUCGAUGCCUGGAGGGCUGGACUGGGCCCCUCUGCCUGGUCCCUGUCUCACCCAGCAGUUGCCUCAGCCCCAGGGGCCCAUCCUCUGCCACCACGGGCUGCCUUGGACCUGGACCUGGGCCCUGUGAUGGGAACCCGUGUGCCAACGGGGGCAGCUGUAGUGAGACAGCAGGGUCCUUUGAGUGCGCCUGCCCCCGGGGGUUCUACGGGCCACGGUGUGAGGUGAGUGGGGUGACAUGUGCGGAUGGACCCUGCUUCAACGGUGGCCUGUGUGUCGGCGGUGCGGAUCCGGACUCCGCCUACGUGUGCCACUGCCCGCCCGGCUUCCAAGGCUCCAACUGUGAGGAGAGGGUGGAACGGUACUGUGGGUCACAUGGCAGACACAGGAACAUGGAGUACAGUGAGGAGACAGCAGGGUCCUUUGAGUGCGCCUGCCCCCGGGGGUUCUACGGGCCACGGUGUGAGGUGAGUGGGGUGACAUGUGCGGAUGGACCCUGCUUCAACGGUGGCCUGUGUGUCGGCGGUGCGGAUCCGGACUCCGCCUACGUGUGCCACUGCCCGCCCGGCUUCCAAGGCUCCAACUGUGAGAAGAGGGUGGACCGGUGCAGCCUGCAGCCAUGCCGAAAUGCUUGCGCCCACGGAGGCCGCUGCUACGCCCACUUCUCCGGCCUCGUCUGCGCCUGCGCCCCCGGCUACAUGGGCGCGCGCUGCGAGUUCCCGGUUCACCCCGACGGUGUGGACGACGGCACCGGCGCGUUGCCCGCGGGCCAGAAGCACGGGGAUCCACAGCGCUUUCUUUUGCCGCCGGCUUUGGGACUGCUGGCGGCCUCGGGUUUGGCUGGCGCCGCGCUCUUGCUGGUCCGUGUGCGCCGCCGUGGCGCUGGCCUGGAUACUGGGUCUCGCCUGCUGGCCGGGACCCCGGAGCCGUCAGUUCACGCACUCCCUGAUGCGCUCAACAACCUGAGGACGCACGAGGAUUCCCGGGAUGGCCUGAGCUUGUCGGGAGAUUGGAAUAAUCCUGAAGAUGGAGACCCCCGAGCGAUUUAUGUCAUCCCUUCGCCUUCGAUCUAUGCUCAGGAGGCCUGAUCUGAUCCUUCUCCAUCAGCACCUGGAGACACAGCCAGGACAGUUUUGUUUCCUGAGGGUACCCAUGUCUAUGCCAGAACUUUGGAAUUCAAGCUGGAGGGAGUGGCUGGGAGGACGUUAUUGUUGGAAGUUGUACAUAAUGGUUAUUUAUAUCCUAUUUUUUUUCCUGCUCCCCAUCUCUCCAGAGACAUCUAUAAAGUACUUAUUUUCAUCA